This is a messenger RNA of Micropterus salmoides (largemouth bass), 1711 nucleotides long. RefSeq names its product adhesion regulating molecule 1 (gene adrm1). Gene Ontology annotation, molecular function: proteasome binding; endopeptidase activator activity; ubiquitin binding. Gene Ontology annotation, cellular component: cytoplasm; proteasome regulatory particle, lid subcomplex; nucleus. The transcript has 10 exons. Gene Ontology annotation, biological process: ubiquitin-dependent protein catabolic process. The record is from RefSeq and is a predicted model, not a curated record. Lineage: Eukaryota; Metazoa; Chordata; Actinopteri; Centrarchiformes; Centrarchidae. Bases 147 to 1388 code for a protein of 413 amino acids.
AAAACGGGUGGGAAAUAAAAAAAUUACGCGUCCUGCGCACAGGAAAUCAACACGGAAGUGAGCCUCGUUACUAGCAAGCCACGCACAGAAGAAAAACUUGCUAACUGAACUUCUGUAUUCAGCCUGCUUUACAAAGAGAUCUAAAGAUGUCAUCAGGUGCUCUCUUUCCGAGUUUGGUGAGCGGAUCUAGGGGAAGCUCUAGCAAGUACCUGGUGGAGUUUCGUGCUGGUAAAAUGACCUUGAAGGGGAAUGUAGUGACACCAGACAAACGCAAGGGCACAGUGUACAUCCAGCAGUCGGACGACUCCCUGAUUCACUUCUGCUGGAAGGACAGGACGACUGGGAAUGUUGAUGAUGACCUGAUCAUUUUCCCUGAUGAUUGUGAAUUCAAGAGGGUGAGCCAGUGCACCACUGGACGUGUCUAUGUGCUGAAGUUCAAGGCUGGAUCCAAGAGACUGUUCUUCUGGAUGCAGGAGCCAAAGACUGACAUGGAUGAAGAGCACUGUCGUAAGGUGAAUGAGUACCUGAACAACCCUCCCAUUCCUGGAACGGCAGGCAGCGGAGGCGGCAGUGGCCACGAACUCUCCGCACUCGGAGGAGAGGGAGGCCUGCAAAACCUGCUGGGAAAUAUGAGCCACAACCAGCUGAUGCAGCUGAUUGGACCAACAGGACUGGGAGGAUUGGGAGGUCUGGGAGCCCUAGCAGGACCUGGACUUGCCAACUUGCUUGGCAGCGGAGGACCAGCUACCAGCAGCUCCUCAUCUAGCUCUCGUAGUCAAUCAGCAGCAGCCACUACUGCAUCAGGUGGAGCCCCCAGAUUGAGCUCCUCCCAGGCCCCCACCACCCCUGUGACUCCCGCUGCCUCAGCUGUCUCCCCUACUACUGUUGCUCCCUCCACACCAGCCGCUGCUCCGACCCCAGUGGUCCCAGCCUCUGUUGGAAGCCCUACCUCCCACCAGCCCAUCCAGCUCAGUGACCUUCAGAGCAUCCUCGCCACCAUGAACGUCCCAGCUUCAGAUGCUGCUCAGGGAUCAUCGAUGGAUCUAGCAAGUGUUUGCACCCCAGAGAUGAUGGCUCCCAUCCUGACUAACGCUGAGGUCCAGCAGAGGCUUCUGCCCUUCCUCCCCAGCGGAGAAAGUUUACUGCAGAGCGCCGACGAGAUCCAGAGUACAAUCAACUCACCUCAGUUCCAGCAGGCGAUGAGUAUGUUCAGCAGUGCCUUAGCCUCCGGGCAGCUCGGCCCUCUCCUGAGUCAGUUUGGUCUGCCGGCAGAAGCUGUGGACGCUGCCAACAGAGGAGAUGUGGAGGCGUUCGCCAGAGCCAUGCAGGGCAGCAAAGCAGACUCCAAAGAGAAGAAAGAGGACGACGAGGACAUGAGUCUGGAUUAGAGCUCACACUGCCAUGCCUCAACUGAGUGCCUAUAAAAAUCUGUUAUUCCUUCCCUUCUCUAUAUUUUAGUACAUUUUCUUCUCUUUAAUGUUGUCUUACUUUUUUCUAUACCAAAGGCAACACUCUGCUUCUACUCAGGAUGAACAGCACAGGGCUAUCAGAGCUGUUAACACCAACAGCUGUUUUAUUCUGUUGAUCAUCAGUUUUGUGAAUGAUUAAGCCUUAUGUUUGAUUUUGUUUUCUUUGUUGUUGCACCACAGUUGAGACAGUCAGAGCCUUAGUGAUUUACUCUUGAUAAAAAAAAAAAAAAAAAUCAUAUUGG